Messenger RNA from Angiostrongylus costaricensis, 1593 nucleotides. NCBI's taxonomy places the organism in Eukaryota, Metazoa, Nematoda, Chromadorea, Rhabditida, Metastrongylidae. The record is from the annotation of a GenBank genome assembly.
UUGUUCAGUUGUCCUGCAUCGCCAAGGUCUCCGGAUGGAUUUGUCUGUGGUGUUGUCGAAGGCUUUUAUGGAAGACCGUGGACGUUUGAACAACGAAAGCAUCUCUUUUCUCGACUUAACCGUCUUGGGCUCAACACCUACGUUUAUGCACCUAAAGACGACCUUAAACAUCGACCACAAUGGCGAAUACCUUACAACAACGAAGAGACAGAUAUCCUGAAGAGUCUAAUCGAGUCUGCGAAAGCAAAUGAAAUCACAUUUGUCUAUUCUUUAUCGCCGGGAAUCGACAUUGUUUACUCAAAAAUUGAGGAUAUGAUCUGCGUUAAGAGCAAGUUCGAUCAGGUUCGUAUGCUUGGUUGCGAGUCCUUCGCCCUGCUUUUCGAUGAUAUCGAAUGUGAGAUGAACGAGACUGACAGACAAUGCUUUAAGUCAUUUGUUGCUGCACAGGUUCGUCUUUUCCACUUAGCAAUCUUUUACGAGUAUUUGGGACGACCUCUAUUCCUAUUCUGCCCAACAGAAUAUUGUGAAAGUCGUGCAGUUCCUUCUCUUGAUGACUCCGAAUAUCUUCUUCAGUUAGGGAAGGAACUUAACGAGAACAUUCGCGUCUUAUGGACAGGUCCUCGUGUUAUUUCUCGCCAUAUUACUAUCGAUCAUGUCCGCAGUGUGGCCAGAGUUAUUGCUCGAAAACCGCUUAUCUGGGAUAAUUUGCAUGCUAAUGACUACGACCAAAAACGAGUUUUUAUGGGAGAUUUUUCAGGACGACCUGUGGCGCUUAAGAAGGAGAUCUCUGGUUUACUAAUGAAUCCAAAUUGUAAAUACGAGUUGAAUUUUGUGCCACUACGCACUUUUGCUGACUGGAACGCAAGCACUCAAGAUGCUCCAUUUAACGAGAACUUUAAUUUUUGCGGUUCUGAUCCACCUAUAUUUAGAACGUAUAUGGCGGACAGCGAUCAGAUAUCGAUGUUAGUCGAUAUGUUUUAUCUUCCGUUCGAAUGCGGUCGUAGGGCAUGUGAACUGUUGGAGCGGUUUUUAUGGUUAUAUGAAAAUGCGUUGAUGAUGAAUGGCUCGAAAUCUCAAAUCCAAGCUGAAAUCUGUAGAGUGAUGGACAUAACACAAGGGGAGUGGUUGCGAAGUAUUCAAAUGGUUAAUGGCUUCUUCAAAAGUGUCGUCGAUUGCCCUAAUAAGCCAUUGGUUUCUGAGAUAAUUCCCUAUAUUUGGGAUGCCCACGGCAGCUGCUCUGUACUUCUUGGUCUAGCUAGGUGGAUGAAGGAAGGUUUUGUUACAGUCGAUCAUAUUGACAAGUGGUAUCCGACUGUCCCAGAUAACAUUUUCAUCCAAUAUCCAGCAUGGUUGGAUGCACGUCUUCUGGUCGAUGCUUACGAUUCGGUUCCAACUAGGAAGCUGGUUCAGGUUGCAGCUGCGGCGUUGUACAUAAAUGGCUGUUCUGGAAUGUUCGUUACCAUCCCUAUUACCGCAGGAGAUCACGUAAAUUUCUUUACAAGGAUUGGAUUCUCAGAACUUGGUAAAUCAAUCGAUGGGCAGUUUACAAUGUUGGGUCAUUUGCUUUCCGUUGAUGAGGAAUUUAGAGAAUGA